Molecule: messenger RNA, 9570 nt
Organism: Lagopus muta (rock ptarmigan)
Lineage: Eukaryota; Metazoa; Chordata; Aves; Galliformes; Phasianidae
Gene: BRD9
Product: bromodomain containing 9
Exons: 17
Coding region: 72-2024 (650 amino acids)
Biological process (GO): regulation of transcription by RNA polymerase II
Cellular component (GO): nucleus
Source: RefSeq, a predicted model, not a curated record
AUCUUCCUCCUCGGAGAAGGAGCGUUUCCGGAGGGGGAAGGGAGGUUGCGGCCGUCGGGCUAGGCUUCGCGAUGGGGAAGAAGCACAAAAAGCAUAAAGCAGACAAGGCGGAGUGGCGGUCGGCUUCUACCACCGCCUACAGCGAUUAUGUAGACAAACCUUUGGAAAAACCUUUGAAGCUGGUUCUUAAAGUUGGAGGAAGUGAAGUAACUGAACUUUCUGGAUCAGGACAUGAUUCUAGUUAUUACGAUGACAGAUCAGAUCAUGAGCGAGAGCGGCAUAAAGAGAAGAAGAAAAAAAAGAAAAAGAAGUCUGAGAAGGAGAAAGAAAAGCACCUUGAUGAUGAGGAAAGAAGAAAGAGGAAAGAAGAGAAAAAGAGGAAAAGGGAAAAAGAGCAGUGUGACACUGAAGGAGAAACUGAUGACUUUGAUCCUGGGAAAAAAGUGGAGGUUGAGCCUCCUCCAGAUCGUCCUGUCAGAGCAUGCAGAACUCAGCCAGCUGAAAAUGAGAGCACACCAAUCCAGCGAUUACUAGAACACUUCCUUCGUCAGCUCCAAAGGAAAGAUCCUCAUGGGUUUUUUGCUUUUCCAGUCACGGAUGCCAUCGCUCCAGGAUAUUCCAUGAUAAUAAAACACCCCAUGGAUUUUGGAACUAUGAAGGAAAAAAUUGCAGCAAACGAAUACAAAUCAGUCACUGAAUUCAAGGCAGAUUUUAAACUCAUGUGUGAUAAUGCAAUGACUUACAACAGACCAGAUACUGUUUACUACAAGCUAGCCAAGAAGAUACUGCACACAGGCUUUAAGAUGAUGAGCAAAGAACGGCUGUUAGCUUUGAAGCGCAGCAUGUCGUUUAUGCAGGACAUGGAUUUUUCUCAGCAGGCAGCUCUUUUGGGUGAUGAAGACACAGUGGUUGAGGAGCCUGUUCCUGAAGUUAUGCCUGUACAAGUAGAGACUACCAAGAAAUCCAAAAAGCAAAAUAAAGAAGUUAUUAGUUGCAUAUUUGAACCUGAAGGAAAUGCUUGCAGCCUGACAGAUAGCACUGCUGAAGAACAUGUCCUGGCACUAGUGGAACAUGCAGCAGAUGAAGCUCGGGAUAGGAUCAAUCGAUAUCUACCCAACAGCAAGAUCGGUUAUCUGAAAAAAAAUGGAGAUGGAACUUUAUUGUUCAGUGUAGUAAAUUCAUCUGAUCCAGAAGCAGAAGAGGAAGAGACUCAUCCAGUAGAUCUGAGUUCACUGUCAAGCAAAUUUUUACCCGGCUUCACUACACUGGGCUUUAAAGAUGAACGAAGGAACAAAGUAACCUUUCUUACAAGUGCCAGUACAGCCCUUUCCAUGCACAACAACUCUAUUUUUCAUGAUUUGAAAUCAGAAGAAGUGGAACUCCUAUACUCAGCAUAUGGUGAUGAAACUGGGAUACAGUGUGCCUUAAGCUUACAGGAAUUUGUGAAGGAUGCUGGACACUACAGCAAGAAAAUAGUAGAUGAUCUUUUGGACCAGAUCACAAGUGGAGAUCAUUCCAAAACUGUAUAUCAGCUAAAGCAGAGACGAAACAUCCCAGUAAAGCCACUGGAUGAAGUUAAAGCUCUACCAGUUCUCAUAAAAGAAGAACACAAGCUACGUAACACCUGUCCUGAUUCUUCCAAACAGAUCAUGGUUGGAGAAUCUGCUGGAGACAGUAACGCUUCUGAAUUGGACUUUCUGUCUAUGAAGUCGUAUUCAGAUGUAUCUCUUGAUAUUUCAAUGUUAAGUUCAUUAGGGAAAGUGAAGAAGGAACUAGAUCAUGAUGACAACCAUUUACAUCUGGAUGAAACAGCUAAGCUUCUGCAGGACCUUCAUGAGGCUCAAGCUGACAGAGUGGGAUCCCGACCGUCAUCCAAUUUGAGUUCCCUCUCCAAUACUUCUGAAAGAGAUCAGCAUCAUCUUGGAAGCCCUUCUCAUCUGAGUGUUGGAGAACAGCAAGACAUAGUUCAUGAUCCCUAUGAAUUUCUUCAGUCCCCAGAAACCUCAAAUGCUACUACUAACUAAUUUGAACUUCUAUAUAUAUUUUGUAUUUUAAGUGUACGGUUGUUAUAUAAAUUUUUGUACUUGGCAGAAGCCUCAGUUUGUCCUACUUUGUAUGAGGAUUCCAGCAUAACGUUGUAUAAUAUAUCGGUCAAAAAAGCCAAGCCCAAAAAUGGAAGGGUACUCUGGUGCAUCAUGAUGUCUGCUUUUGCUUUGUAUGUUAGAGUGUGUCUUGUCUACUGGUGUAUGAAUCUUGACUGAAAAACAAGUGCUGUGUUAGAGAGUUUCUGUUCUGUAAGAAGUGAUCAUUGUUCCACCAUCAUGGCAGCGAUCUUGAAACGUUUCCUGUAGAAUUAUGUUCCAGUUUCUCUUUUGGUCUUAACUUGGGCAUCCUCAAGGAGGAAUAUCUUGCUUCCCCAGUGACAGAACUGAAUGAACUGAAAGAACUGGGGUCGUUUUUUUAUUUUCCAUCUUGUACCCUCUAAUCUGUACAAAUGGUUUGUGUUUCCCUCUCUUUGUAAAUCUUUCAUUUUAUCACCCUAGAGAAUAUUUAAUAUGAGAAGAGCAGUACGUGUAGUUGCUUUAAAAUGUUUAAUUCUGCCUUGGAUCUAAAAAAGGUGGAUGUUUUUAUGAUCCCUUUUGUCUUGAAAAAGGAAGAGAUUACAAUACUUCUAAUUUCAGUAUUUAUAUUUGCUCGGAUGAAAAGAAUUCUGCAUGCAGCUUGCUUUUUGGUAAUUCUAAGGUAAAAUCUUUGGAAUUCAGUAUUCUUGGGGGGUGUACCACUGGUAUGUGCAAGCUGGACGUGUUAUAAAUUCACCAUGUUUUGUAAAUUUGUAAAAAUAAAGAGCGAGGAAGAGGAAGCAGAGCUCUCAUCCACAUUGCCUAUACGGUCUUGCCUAUACGGCCUUUACUCUCUAUCUGUCUUUGCCAAUUAUUUUACAAACAUUCUUGCUUAUAAAAGUUCUGACAUCUCUUGUUCUCUCAGAACAGAUUUCUGCUGCAAACCCUUCUCAUGCUGUGCCAGUACAUCUUUUAUGGUGUCUUCCUUUAGUAGUGAACAGGUAACACUAAGAUUUUUAUGAGGUACUCACUUGAUUUAUCUGUCUUGCCUAACUAAGCCUUCUUUCAGAUGAAGAUCUUGUUUCCACAGUUCAUCCUGCGGCCAAAGUUCUGGAAACAGAACUGAGUGGUUAAGAGGGCUGUUUUUCUGUUAAAAAUCAAAAUGUCUGAAGCUCUUCACAUUGGACUAGAAAAGUUAGAAUAACAAAGACUAGAAUGUGCAGAAGAACUGGUGGAGGCUAAGACCAAAUAUACUCAUCAAAGGAGUUAAUAGGCUGAUUGAUUUCUGUGAAUAUAGUAAAUGUGUUUCAAAACACAAAUGUGUAAUUCUGUGAAGGAGGAAUUUUAAUCAUUUUUCUUCUGACUGGAGAUUUAAUAGGAAACAACUUACAUUAAAUUUGUGGAAGGUCAAAUGAAAUGCAGAUGUUAGGUUUUAAGUGGCAGUGGAUGUUCAGGUUAGUGAGGUAAAGGUUUAGGAUUCCCUUCCCCCACAACACCCUUCCUGAAGAAAUCCUAGACGUUUACUGUAAUACUUGAAGAAUUGGAUUUCAGGAUUGUUUAAUGAAAAAAUGUUACAGAAAGAAUUGAGAAUGUAAAUUCACCUAACAGCAUCUUUUGAAGCCAAGAGGACCACACUUUACAAAUGGAUUGUUUCUAUCGCAUUUUCAUAUUUUAAUACCACUUUAUAAUUAAUGCUUGAUUAGCCAUAACCUCUGGGAAGAAUAUUUAAAAAACAAACAAAACAGUUAAGCUCCCUCUUCAGGUACAGAUUAUAAAGUGAAGGGCUUCCUCUUCAGUCUCUCAAUUACUGAAUAUUUUUAUUGAGAGGUUACAGUGUUGCUAGUAUUUUCAUAUAUAUGUAAGAGAAGUUUUUUUAAUUAUUAUUUUUUUGUUUUUAAAUUCUCUUGUUACAUGCUGUAUUGGGAAAAAAUUCUUAAAUGGCAUCACAGAAUGACUGAGGUUGCAAAGGGGCUCUGGAGGUUCUCUGGUCUCACCCUCUUCUUCGACCCUAAAGGCACUUUCCUAGGACUGCAUCCAGACACCUUUUGGAGAUCUCUACAUCUAGGCUGCCUGUGCCAAUGCUUCAUCACCCUCACAAGUAUUUCUUGAUGCUUAGAUGAAACUGAACUAUGCUUAUGUGCCCACUGUCUCUUCUGGCUCUGGGCACCACUGAGAGGAGCCUGGUUCUGUCUUCUUUGCACCCUGCCUUCAGGUAUUUGUGGGAAUUGUUGAGAUGCCUCCCUCAGCUUCCUCUUCAAGCUGAAUAGUUCCAGCUAUCUUUGCCUUACCUCAUACGAGAUCAGUCACCUUUCUGCCCUUUCUUUGUACCCUCCAGUAUGAUUGUAUCUUGUAUUAGGAGCCCACAAUACUCUGCAUGUGAUUUCAUCAGGGCCAAGUAGAGGGGAAGGAUCCCUUCCCUUGGGCUGCUGGCAGUACUUUACCAAGUGCAGUCAAGGAUAUCCUUGCAGCCUUCUUUUCAGCAAGGGUGCUUUGCCAACUCAUGUUCACUUCAGCAUCCAUCAUGAUAUCCAGUUCCUUUCCUUCCAACUUGUUUUCCAGCUUAUUGGCCCCCAGCAUAUAUCAGCGCCUGGUGUUGUUCCUCCUCUCAUGUAACUUCUCAUUUAAGUGUGUGAGGUCCUUGCCAGCCCGUUUUUUCGGCGUAUCAAAGGUUCCCUGGAUGGUAGUGCAAAUCCCUGUUGUGCUAGACAUUACAUUCCUACCAAUUUUGUGCUAUUUGUGAACUUUCUGGGCAUACACUCUGCUUCAUCAUCCAGAUCAUUAGUGAAUAUCAUUACUGGACUCAGUAUCAGUGCCCCUGGGAUAUGCAUCUAGUUACUGACCUCCAGUUAACAUUCACAAAUGAUCUCAUUUUUAUAAAAUCUACACAGUUUGCAAGAGAUAGUAACUCAAUUUCUAUUCUCUUUAAUCUGUAAAAAAUGACUCUAAAUUGAGUGCAAAGGCCAAAUAAAUAACGUGGAGACAACAGCUGUAUCUGAACUGUGCAAGUGGGACUCAGUAUUUUCUAUGUAAGUCAAAAAGAUGAUUCUGCAGUGUGAGUUGCGCAGUCUGAGUGGACAGCUUAUUAAACAGCAACCUGAUGUGCUCCAUAACCAGUGCAGAAUUGUAUGUAAUAACAUCACUAGGAACAGCACUGUUAUUUUUUUUUUUACAGCAAUGAUACUACAUGAAUUAACACCCCUCAGAGACAAAAACUUCUCCACUAUGUAAAUCCUGGAUAUUUUUUGCAUCCAGGUCUUCAAUGGCUUUAAAGUGAUGGGCUUUGGCCGUCGCUUUAAAUACUGUUUCAGGAUUUUAUAUGUUAAAUGUUGUUAAGGGGGCAUAAAAUUUUGAGGGUUGCAUAGAUCUCUUUUUCCUUUGCUCUCAAAAACUGCUGACAGGAUCUUGCCUCUGAAUUUGUAUCUGCACUGUUACAAAUGGUUUUGCUACUGUGUGUUUAAGCUCUUCAUACCUUUUCCACCCACUUUCUCAUGUGUCUUUGAAUACAAUGUGCUUAACAUACUCACCUUUUUAACCAGUUUCUCUUCAGCCUUCAAAACACAGCCAUGGCGUAAAAGAAAAGGUCAGAGUUCCAGGAUCCAACUUUCCUUUCCCUGAAAGCUGAAAGGUAAAAGUUGCCUCUUUGUCAGGGAGAAAUUUUUUGAAGCACUUUCACAGCCGCAGGAUAAAACCUUGUAUUUGGGCCUAGAUUCAGAGUUGACACUGACAUAUCCUUGUGAGCAGGUUGUCAGAAUAACUACUCUCCCAAUCAUAUAUUGUCCUGUCAGUGGGCACUACUGAAAAGUAUGCUUCCUUUGUCAUUCAAUAGGUAUUUAGACACAUUUUCUGAGACCACUCCCCAACCCUGAGACUUCUCUCCGCUCCAGUUAUGGUUGUCUCAGCCUCUCCUCCGUCAUCACUGUCAUUUUGUGCUGAAAUCACCUCACUCUGUCUUUAUCUCUCCUGUAGGGAGGAGCACAGAACAGUACUUCAAGUGCAGCCUCACCUCACUCUACUCAAGUGAGUAGAGAGGAAGGAUGUCGUUUAUUGAUCUGCUGACAAUGCACCCCAGAAAAAUAAUGGCCACUUCUGAUGCAGAGGUGCAUCUUGUGGCUAGCUUGAUGUCAACCAGGAUGCCAAGAGCUCAGGAUAUCAAAAAAGUGAAACUGCAGGAUUCCUAUCUUUAAAAAAAAAUCAAUCCUGUUGAUUAUUUUUGAUUGGUUGUAGAAAUCACCUGCCUGUGGGAUAAUUGCAGUCACCAAACUACGUAGCAAGGAUUUAAACACUAGGAAACACCAGGAAAUUUAGAUUACUUGCUCACCUUUUAAAUUACAGGUUAAGAGUGGAGAACAUUAAUUACACAGAAUUUCAGUAUUAAAAUAUUUGCUAAGUUUUCCUUAGGAAAAAGAAAACACAUUGAGGAACAAAAAUAAAUCUAUGAUUCUUUGAAACCAACUUCACUCGUAUGGUGCAAGCGUUCCCCACACAGACACUUAAAGCAAGAUAAAUAAGCUGGUGCUGGUGUUUUGCAUUGCUUUUCAAGCCCGUAAAAAGGACUAGUGAUGAUAGUUGGAUUAUAGUAAAUAAUCUGUUGUUCCUCAACUAAAUCAAUCUUUCACUGGUUUGUACAUUAAAACUUUUAUCAAAAGAGAUUCAGAAUAGUAGGGGCUUAAGUAAUUGUGCAGCCUGACUUUUAGGGAACUCUUAAAUUGUGAAAUGUUUUCUUAUGUCCUAGAAUAAUCUAUAUUUCAUAAGACAGUGGUAACAUGCAGUAGGUGAGGAUAUAGAGAAAGAGUCCUGGGAAUGGCACAAGAGAUCCUGAAAUCAUAGCAGUUGUCAAUCCUAUGUAAUUAGAUGCAUAGUUAGAUGUCCUGAAGCUACUGUUCAAAACUGCAGAAUGCAGAACACACAUUACAGAAUCAUAGAAUUGCAGAAUCAUUAAGGUUGGAAAAGACCACUAAGAUCAUCUUGUCCAAUUGUUACCCCAGCCCACUAAAUAGUGUCCCUAAGUGCCCUAUCUGCUCUUGAAAACCUCCAGGGUUGGUGACUCUACCACUUCCCUGGGCAGCCUGUUACAAUACCUCACCAAUCUUUCUAAGAAAAAAUUUCUCUUAGUAUCCAACCUGAACCUCCCCUGGCGUUAUCAUCGGUUACCUGGGAAAAGAGGCUUACCCCCAGUCACUACAAGCUCUUUCCAGGCAGUUGUAGAGAGUGAUACCAUCUCACCUGAGCCUCUUGUUCUCCAGACUAAACAGACUAAACUGUUCCCUCAGCUGCUCCUCGUAGGACUUGUGUCCCAGACACAUUGCCAGCUUCAUUGUCUUUCUUUGCAUACGCUCCAAGGCCUCAAUGUCUUUCUUGUAGUGAGGGGCCCAGAGCUGAGCACAGCACUUGAGGUGUGGACUCACAGUGCCAAGUACUGGGAGAUGAUCACCUCCCUGGUGCUGCUGACUACACUGUUACAAGCCAGGAUGCCAUUGCCCUCCUUGCUCACCUGGCACAUGGCUGGCUCACAUUCAUCCAGCUGUCAGCUGGCACCCCCAGGUCCUUUGCACAGCUUUCCAGCCACUCUGCUCCAAGCUGGCAGUGAUGCACAGGUGCAUGAGGUUGUUGUGACUAAAGAGUAGGACUCAGCACUUGAUCUUGUCAAGCUCAUGCAGUUGGCCUCAGCCCACUGAUGCAGCCUAUCCACAUCCCUCUGUAGGGCCUUCCCACCCUCACGCAGAUUCCCAACUUCCUCCCGACUUGAUGUCAUCUGCAAACGUACUGCGGAUGGACUCAAUCCCCUCAGUUCAGGUAAUCUGUAAAGAUAUUAAGCAGAGCUGACCCCCAUUCUGACUCAUGGGUAACACCACCAGUGUUGCUGGCUGGAUUCAGCUCUAUUUGCCACCACGCUCUGGGCCCAGCAGCCAGGUUUUUACUUAGCAAAGAGUACACUUGUGCAAGCUUCUGCAGGAGAAUACUGUGGGAAACAGAGUCAAAGGCUUUACUAAAGUCUAGGUAGGCUGCAACUGCACACCCACAGACCUUCCCUCAUCCACUAGGUGGGAUCAUAACUCAGCAGUACUUGACUAUCAUUCCUACGUUUCAAUCCUUGCACAGACUCUUUUAAUUUUCUUUUUCUUUUUUGCUAUUCUAAUACCUUUUCUGGAUCACAGGUUUGUUGAGUGCUAACUGGUGAAGAUGGAAUAAGUUGUAAAAAUACGAGGUUUUUUUGUUUUUGUUUGUUUUUGUUUUUUUAUGAUGAUGAUGGUGAUGAUGACUGGUUUCUUGUAGCUGCUUUUAUGUAUGAAUGACAUAAAUCACUACCUCUGCUGCACGCAUGUUUUCCCACAAUUUGCCAUAGUUUUAAAGAAAACAGUUUGACUUUUCUGUUUUGGAGGUUGUUAGAAGUAUGUGUGUGUGUUUGGCAGUGUGGCAGUGUGUUCAGGCUGUCUGCUACUGGUGCACGAAUAAUGGCCAGUGUGUGUUCCUGGAAGUAACAAGUAUGAUCUGUUGCACUGUAACAGUGUUCACUGUUGGAAAGUCUUUGCAUGGACACACAGUCUUGCUUUGGUCAAUAAUCUCUAAGAGAAUAAUAACUGAAAAAUAUCUUUAAAGCUAAUGCUUUUUUUGGCUUAAUUUCUCAUACUCUGUAUGUAAAUGUAAAUUGAUUCCUGUAAUAUAUGUUAAUUAGUAAUUACAGCUGGUGAGGAAAUUUUUAGUGAAACUCUUGUUACUGUUGCAUUGCUCACCUUUGUCCUUGAAUAAAAUCCACUCUUUCAAGUUCUCAUCUGGAGUAAUGUGCUGGUGUGUUUGUUUUGCUUGCACUGUUUUUGUAAACUAUAGAAAAAUGAAAUAGCAUACAGUAUCUUAUUAUAUUCAUCUUGGGUUGCAAGCAGAACUUGUUCAAACACUGAAGUUCUGUAAAUGAGCCUUUAAGCUUCUGUGGUUUAUCUGCACAAAUGGCUGUGAAGUCGUCGUGUUACUACUGCUCCAGGAAGCACUUUGUGCCUAGGAAGGUUUGCCUGUUUGUUCAGCGUAUCUCACCCUUGGGCAGUGUCAGUUCUGUGCAGUAAUGUCAAGCUGCAGAUCCUACAGCUGAUGGACAGCCCUUUUCAUGAGCCUGCUAACUUCUUUCCUGAGAGGAGGGCGGAAUGGGACACAGUGCUCUUAACACAAAGCCCUCCCCAGAAGCAAUUUUUUUUCUUGUAUGCUACUUUGUCUUCCCAAAAUGGCAAAUGUUGACUUGAAUUCUGCUUUCUGGGUGUACUGACAGUGCUGAAUGCCUCAAGACAUCUUUUACAUGGCUUUGAGAAAUCUUUCCCCUACACUUUCUAGAUAGAUUGGACUCUGUGAUUGCAUCAUCUUCUCUCUUGUUUAUUUUUUUAAUAAACUAAACAUAUUUUUUUCUUAGAAGGAAAAGAUGCUCCAUGUAUUAAGAUAGAGUGACUAGUUUCUGUUCAGCUUUUUUUGUAAUAAUGCUUUUUUUUACUGAUUCCCAAGACCAAAAAUAAACCCUCUCUUCUAUUUC